This is a messenger RNA of Spirodela intermedia, 1159 nucleotides long. NCBI's taxonomy places the organism in Eukaryota, Viridiplantae, Streptophyta, Magnoliopsida, Alismatales, Araceae. The record is from the annotation of a GenBank genome assembly.
AUGUUUAGAACGAAUUCAGGAUCUAUCCAUGUCAAAUGCUCCUCUUUGAAAGGGGAGCAUACAAAGAAUGUAGUAGUUAAAAUGUGCGGCAUAACUUCAGCCCGAGAUGCAGCAAUGGCUGCUAAUGCUGGUGCCAACCUGAUUGGCAUGAUUCUUUGGCCCAAUUCAAAGCGUUCUGUGCCGCUGACCACCGCAAAAGAGAUUUCGCGAGUCGCUCGAGACAAUGGAGCUGAGCCCGUUGGAGUCUUCGUUGACGACAACCUCGAUGCAAUUCUCCGAGCAGCUGAGACUUCAGAGAUCGAGUUUGUGCAGGUACCCAGAUAGUAUGAUAAAUAGUCCAGCUUCAUGGUGAUGGGUCUGAGAGUAUUCAGCUGGUGCAGCUUCAUGGUGAUGGGUCUCGGGCAGCGCUUCCGAUGCUGUUGUCCCUGAAAAAACGAAUAAUAUAUGUUCUGCAUGCCAACGACGAUGGGCAGCUUCUCAACGAUGUGGGUGAGGAAGAGUCUUCUCAAGUUGAUUGGCUGUUGGUGGACAGUGCAAAAGGCGGCAGGUUUAGAGCUUCAAUAUUUUAUCAUCCCCGUCAUUUCAUUAGCAUGGAGCUUCAAAAAAAAAAAAUCCCAUAUUUUUCCAUCCUAUAUAUAUACAUAUAUGUGCAUUCUCAUCAUAUAGUUUAUGUGUCAAGGUUCCCAAAAUGUCGGUUUAUUUUAAAUCUUAUUUCAACUAUUUAUUCCUCAUUUUAGGUGCUUAAUAUCUAAUAAUGGGAUAUAUAAAUAUAUAUGCAAACAAGGGUUUAUGCCAUUAUAUAUAAAUAUAUAUAUUAUAGUUUAUGUGCUAAGGUUCCCAAAAUGUCGGUUUAUUUAAGUCUUAUUUUGAACCAUUUAUUUAUUCAUUUUAUUCCUUGUUAUAAUUCCAUUCCUCUAUUGUUUGCAGCGGCAAAGGGUUUGACUGGAAGAGGUUCCGGGUGCCAUCUGUUCGGAGCAAACAAGGGUGGCUUCUGGCCGGAGGUCUCAGGCCAGAGAACGUUUCUGAAGCUAUCUCUACUCUCGGACCCGACGGAGUCGACGUCAGCAGCGGCAUCUGUGCCCCAGACGGCCUUCGAAAGGACCCAACCAGGAUAUCUUCCUUCAUGAGCUCCGUAGCCUCGACGCAGCAGCUCUUUUGA